Messenger RNA from Porites evermanni, 3620 nucleotides. The record is from the annotation of a GenBank genome assembly. NCBI's taxonomy places the organism in Eukaryota, Metazoa, Cnidaria, Anthozoa, Scleractinia, Poritidae.
AUGUCAUUUAGUAGCGUCACUCAACCCGUGGACGAAGAUCUUGCUAGCCAGGAGCAGUCCAGUGUGGUAUACUCCCUCGAAACGGAGUCUCAUCGUCAACAGGUAGGCGGCUGGUUUCUGUCCAAAUAACUGUAAAAACAAAAAUACAUAAGCACUUGUUGGGAGAGGCCGAUUAUGAUAUGAAUAAUUAUGCAGGGAGAUAGAGGAGGGGCUUAUCUGCCAAAACGGAUUACAACCUCCUAGUUCUGCAUAAUUCUUCGUAACAUACGAAAGCCUAAUCUAAUCAUUGUUUUAAUAUUUAUUCAAAAUAUUUCCAACUUUAACCUCCAUCAGUGUAAAGUUCCCUUCUUCAUAACCUGCCUGAUCGUCGAGUGUUCCUCGGCAGUUUCAGGUUAUGAACUCGAGAUAUUUAUUCUAGCAAACAGUCUUCAAGUAGCACUUGUCAUCUGUUGCGUAAUAUUUUUGCUAUUCAUGCUAUGUGUUCAGGCAGUAGUUCGGUUAUUUCUUCUUUGUAUAUCGUGUGAAUUCUUCCGCCAUUUUCUCCAGCUCUGCCAAAACAGCCGUGCCUUUUGCAGUUCUUUUUUCUGACUAUACAUCAGUACAACGUCAGCAUACAUACACUGUUUACAGGUAACCAUUACGACACCUGAAGGAGGACAAUGAGGUUAUCCCUAUAUUAAGAUUUCUCCUUACAGAUAACCCACCCACCCCAGGAGAGGUUAGCCACACCACUGGUCUAAGUCCCCUGUUCUUUUCGAACCGUGGUGUGGGUUCUCACGCUCUCACGUCCCACAAGAACCAGCUAAGCCAAUAGAGCCCUUCACAGAUAGGACCAUCCAGGGGAAAAAAUCUAGGGUACAUAAGAGCGAUUUUCAAGAAAUAUAUCAAGCAUGACACGUAGUGUUUCAUCACCAGAUGAAACACUGAGAAGAGAGUUGAAAAUACGACGCGCAGCAAAGUAUUUUUGACGAACUUUGAGGUGUUCCAUCUGUCGAUGAAACACUGUGUCGAAUGCUUGAUAUUACUUGAUAUUACUCAAACAAUUGAUUUUAAAAGGAGUAAUUAGGGAUGCAAAAAUGAGCAGUUUUUCCUCUUAUUUCCAAACACUCAUUAAACAUUAAUUUCUUCUGUAUUUUCUUCAUAAAUUAUUAAUGAGUUUGAGAAAGUUCAUUCCUAUUACAGUCGACCAGCAAAACAUAUCGAGUCAAUCCUUAGAAAACUGCUUUUACCUUUAGCGUUGCUUGAGAAAACCCUAGUAGUUCUUUUUUUCCUUCAAUUUCGACCUAGAUUACUGCCUAGAAACACCAUUCAACACUCCUUCCUUUUCUCAAACAUAUUGCAGCUUGUGUCACACACAGGUACAUUUUUCUCCUGUUUAUAUAGGAAGUAGACGAUGAGGGAAGCCAAGCAGUGACUGAAGCCGAAGGUGAACAGACUUCGGACCAUGAACUUGAUCGACGCACUUGGUAAGAAGAGUAAAAACCGUGACUAAAAUAUAAACGACUGUAAAACAAACUAUAGUUGGUCUCUGCUGGUUCCCCAGCGUGUUUUAAAGGCGGUCUCGAAUGUUGGACGUUCCCCAAGCAUGAGCAAAAUAGAACAACAAUAUAUUUGGGGCUAAUUUUGCGCGAACAUCUCAAGUGUUCGAAAUCGUCUAAAGAACUAACGUACGGUUUUACACAGGAAAGAGUACUUGCUUCUUUUUACGAUAUUUCACCUGUCCUCACUAAUUUUUUUUUUUAUAUUACUCUUAGUUCCGUACCGAAUUUAGAGGUGUAUUCGGAAAGAGCCCGUGGCUGCCAGCCACAGGUAAGUACUUUACUGCCAGGUUCUUGUGCUACCCUUGGGUUUUCAUUCACGCUAGCUUUAUAUUUUAAAACGUAGGCACUNGACCAUGAACUUGAUCGACGCACUUGGUAAGAAGAGUAAAAACCGUGACUAAAAUAUAAACGACUGUAAAACAAACUAUAGUUGGUCUCUGCUGGUUCCCCAGCGUGUUUUAAAGGCGGUCUCGAAUGUUGGACGUUCCCCAAGCAUGAGCAAAAUAGAACAACAAUAUAUUUGGGGCUAAUUUUGCGCGAACAUCUCAAGUGUUCGAAAUCGUCUAAAGAACUAACGUACGGUUUUACACAGGAAAGAGUACUUGCUUCUUUUUACGAUAUUUCACCUGUCCUCACUAAUUUUUUUUUUUAUAUUACUCUUAGUUCCGUACCGAAUUUAGAGGUGUAUUCGGAAAGAGCCCGUGGCUGCCAGCCACAGGUAAGUACUUUACUGCCAGGUUCUUGUGCUACCCUUGGGUUUUCAUUCACGCUAGCUUUAUAUUUUAAAACGUAGGCACUGUGCAGGAUCAUGCGAUCUCCAGGUCACAACUAAGAAAAUUAACUAACUUCGUAGGAGUAUAAGUUUUCUACUGAUAACAGUAUUGGAUGGACCUGUCAAAUUAUAAAUCGUUCAAACAUACAUGCUUUGGGAUGAAACAAGCACCCCAAAACCCUUUCUUACCCGCCUUGAUAUGCUCAAAGCCAAAACAAAAUAUCAAUGUAAUUUUUUUACAGACACAUACUCAUUAACGCAGAUAAAUUUCCACCAAUAAUUUAGGAGGGUAAAAACUACGCUAAACUUACCAUGCUCUAAUCGAUAAAUAAACUAAAUUUUUCAAAAGCCAUAUAAUGUGUGACACAUCCUGAGGACGAUUUCCCCGAUUCUUGCUAACUUAGCAGUCCCUUUUUUCACCUUUAACAUGCGACGCCAAAUACACUGGACACUUUAAAAGACAGGCCCUAGUAGUUCAAAAAAUGGAUAACGCCGAGCGACUGGAUUUGUGUCUCUCCAGUGGAUAACGCAAUCAUAUCAUAUCCAAUAAGCGCGAGUGGAAUAAUUGUUUUAUGAAAUACACCCACAAAAUAUCGAGAAUUCUUCCCGAAUUUAUUUGUAAACACAACCGAUUUUCAAGUUGUUUUAAAUUUUGAGCAGACGCGUACAGUUACCAUCUUUGGAGAGCAUGGUAUAAUGGCUCAUAUACCAUGAUGGCUAAGCCAAUAAUAGCUCUAGAAUUGCAUUAUCCAAUGAUUCAGUUUUUACUAAUGACAAUUAUCCGCUACAUGGCGAUUUAUCCGGUUGAUAGCGCUAUCCAAUGUUUGAACAACCGGGCCAAAUAUUUUUGUUUAGACACAACGCAAAUAAGAAUUAAUAUGAUCUUUGCUUUUGCGUCAUUUCCUAAUAACGUACGUCUUUAAAGACGAGGGUUAGCUUUGUGCAACCUACAAAACCCUGAUGUUUAAAACUGCCCCGGUAGCUAAGGAGUGGGAGAAGUAUGCAUGCAGAGAGGUACCAAAGCGUUAUCAAACAAACACUAAUUUACUGAAACAUCGGUGUUUAGUAGCCUGCGCAACAGACGAAACUAACUCUCUGGCUACUACUAACCGGGGCUAGAUUACGUCUGCAAGGCAGGCUGGUGUUUGACUGUAUUAAUACUGUAUUUUAGAAAUAAUUUCAAGAGACGGCUUCAGGUUUUAACUUAAUUUUUAUCAUAUCUUCUACAGGAAAACGAGGAACCGCCUAACCCUGUGGCUGUGUUUAUUUUUGCACUGUUUCUACUUUUAUUAAAUACUCUAUUGUGA